UCUGGGCGGCUAUGUCCGCGGGCGGCAAGCGGCGGGAGGGCCGCGGGGCUUAGGGCACGGGCGACGGCGGGGCUGAGCCGGGCCGGGUCCCCCCAGCCCCGCAUGGCGCGGGCCUGAUGCCGGAGCGCGGCCCGGCGCCGCGGCGGCGCUGCGGGAGGAGGAUGGCGGUGCUGGCGUGGAAGUGGCCACGCACCCGCCUGCCCGUAGGGGCCAGCGCCCUGGGCGUCUUCGUGCUUUGCUGGCUCUACAUCUUCCCCGUCUACCGGCUGCCCGACGAGAAGGAGAUCGUGCAGGGGGUGCUGCUGCAGCAGGGCAAGGCGUGGAGGAGGAAUCACACUGCGGUCGCCCUGUUCAGGAAACUGCUGGAAGAAUGCUGUGACCCUGCACAACUCUUUGCUAUGACAAAGCUGAACUCCCCAAUGGGAAAGAACCUCUGGUUUGACGGGGAAUUUUUAUAUUCCGUUACUAUCGACAAUGUGACUUACUCCCUCUUCCCACAGGCUACUCCCUUCCAGCUGCCACUGAAGAAAUGCUCUGUGGUGGGAAAUGGUGGGAUCCUGAAAAAGAGCGGCUGCGGAAAACAAAUAGAUCAAGCAGAUUUUGUGAUGCGGUGUAACCUUCCUCCUCUAUCCAGUGAAUACAGCAAGGACGUUGGAUCGAAAACACAGCUGGUGACUGCAAAUCCCAGUAUAAUUCAGAAAAGGUUUCAGAAUCUGCUGUGGUCUCGAAAAGCAUUUGUGGAUAGUGUGAAGGUGUAUAAUCACAGCUACAUCUACAUGCCAGCCUUCUCAAUGAAGACGGGGACUGGACCCUCCCUACGUGUCUAUUACACCCUGAAGGACUUUGGCGCCAAGCAGGCGGUCCUUUUUGCCAACCCCAAUUUCCUGCGGGACAUUGGCAAGUUCUGGAAGAGCAAAGGUAUCCAUGCCAAACGGCUUUCCACGGGACUUUUCCUAGUCAGUGCCGCCCUUGGUCUGUGUGAAGAAGUAACAAUUUAUGGCUUCUGGCCAUUCUCGGUGGACCUGCAUGGGAAGUUUAUUAGCCACCAUUACUAUGACAAUGUCCUGCCUGAUUCUGGAUUCCAUGCCAUGCCAGAGGAAUUUCUACAGCUCUGGUUUCUUCAUAAAAGUGGUGUACUGAGAAUGCAGCUAGAACCGUGUGAGGACCCUUUAUUCCAGUCUUCUGCCCGAGGAUUGUAGGAGUGUGUUUGGGAGAUCCAAUAGCUUUUAAUUUCAACUCUCUACAGCAGAGUGUUCUGUUUUCUGUUGUUUCUUUCUAAAGGGAAAAUAAUUGUGCAUUUGCAUGGACCAUAAAAAUGUUACUUGAAGGCCAAAUGGAAUAUGUCCUUAAUGUAUAGUGCUUUAUGGAACUGGGGUGGGGGGAAGAGGAUCUCUCCACUGAGUCCAAUCAGCAGCAUUGUGAAAAUAAUGUCAGAAGCAGCACAGCUGAACUUUCUGGGGGAUGUUUUUAAAUGACCGAUUUAAAAAGGGCAUUAAGGCUCGGAGAGACACAGGGCCACCCACAAGCUUUUACUGGCAGUGCCAAAUAUGACUGUCUGUUCAAAAAUCUGUUUCAUUCCAGAUUGGCACCUCAUACAACUUUCCUUUUUCCUUUUUUUUCUCUUUCCCCCUGUUUGGGUGUGUUUGUGUGUAGGAGAGCAUGUGUGUGUUGUUGACUUUGUUUGAUUCUGUCCUUUUCUAUUCCCCCCCC
Molecule: messenger RNA, 1710 nt
Organism: Pezoporus flaviventris
Lineage: Eukaryota; Metazoa; Chordata; Aves; Psittaciformes; Psittacidae
Gene: ST8SIA1
Product: ST8 alpha-N-acetyl-neuraminide alpha-2,8-sialyltransferase 1
Exons: 5
Coding region: 117-1199 (360 amino acids)
Biological process (GO): N-glycan processing; oligosaccharide metabolic process
Molecular function (GO): alpha-N-acetylneuraminate alpha-2,8-sialyltransferase activity
Source: RefSeq, a predicted model, not a curated record